Molecule: messenger RNA, 2551 nt
Organism: Pararge aegeria (speckled wood butterfly)
Lineage: Eukaryota; Metazoa; Arthropoda; Insecta; Lepidoptera; Nymphalidae
Gene: Ent1
Product: equilibrative nucleoside transporter 3
Exons: 7
Coding region: 176-1537 (453 amino acids)
Biological process (GO): nucleoside transmembrane transport
Cellular component (GO): plasma membrane
Molecular function (GO): nucleoside transmembrane transporter activity
Source: RefSeq, a predicted model, not a curated record
UUUGCAGCUGGCCGUGUUAGUAAAUUACUUCGUGUUUAAUAAUUUACAAUCGGAUAUUUACAUUGUGUUCUGAGUAAAACGGUAUGGCGAUCACGUCUGCUGAUCGCUAAAUGUCUUAAAACCCUUUUAAUUCGCGAAUAUCAUCAUUCGGCGCUAUACAGAUUGUUUUGAAGAAAUGGAUGUAACAGGAUCGAUUAACAAUGAAGAUCUUGCUGAGGCUAUUGAGAACGAGGAGGAUGUGGACUAUUCGGAGGAGAGGGAGCUAGUAGAGGACUCGUGUUCCACCAAGGUGCUGGACACGUGUGAUGAACCACGGGAUAGAUAUCGCAUUGUGUACAUUUUGUUUUAUUUGUUCGGUAUUUCGUCCCUUGUGCCUUGGAACUUCUUGAUAACUGCAAAUGAUUAUUGGAUGUACAAAUUCCGUGAUGUUAAACCCAGCAACCUCACAAUGUUUGUACGGAAGACUCAGUUCCAAGCUGAGUUCACUUCCUACCUCAAUGUGGCAACCGCAAUACCCAACUUGAUAUUCCUUAUAUUGAACUCGCUAUAUGGGCAUUGGGUAUCUAUGAAAAGCAGACUCCAAGGCUCCUUAGUAAUUGUGACGCUAUCACUUCUAGUCACCACAUCAUUCGUGCAAGUCGACACAGACGAGUGGCAGAACACGUUCUUCAUCAUAACCAUAGUUACUGUGGUCAUUAUGACAGCCGCCAGCGCCGUAUUCAUAGGCGGUCUAGUGGGUAUCGCGAGCAAAUUCUCAGAAGAGUACAUGGCUGCUGUGGUCAGCGGACAAUCCUUGGGAGGAAUCAUCGCUGCCGUCGCCCAGAUCAUAUCUCUAGCCUUCAAAAUAUCGCCAUUACACAGUGCAAUUAUAUACUUCUGUAUAGCAGACGUGAUGGUUAUACUGUCACUCAUAUCGUAUGCCCUGUUAUAUAAAAUAGAUUUCUUUACGUAUCACAUUCUAAGGGGGUCAGGUGGUAUGGCGGCGAAUCGGCAUAGGGAGGUGUCCAUGUUGGUUAUACUCAAGAAGAUUUGGGUGUACGCGUUCAGUAUCUUCGCGGUGUUCGGGAUCUCUAUGGCGGUGUACCCAGCUGUCACCGUGCUGGUGGAGUCUCAUCCGGUCACUGCUGGGACCGAUUGGAAUAAGAUAUUCUUCGUGCCGGUCGUGAAUUAUCUGAUAUUUAACUGCGGUGAUUAUUCUGGACGCCUGGUAGCUGGAUUUCUGUUGCGGCCAAACAACCAGUGGUUCAUAGCCGCAGCCAGCGUGCUAAGGAUCGCCGGGGUGCCGAUGCUGAUGCUGUGUAAUGCGCAGCCGCGGAAACACCUGCCCGUGGUGUUCCUGUGGGACUACGAGUAUAUACUCAUCAUGAUCGUGUUCGCGUUCACCAACGGGUACCUCACCAACAUCGUGAUGAUCAACUCCACCAGGAUGGUGGAGAUGCACGAACGAGAAAAGGCGUCUUCAGUGAUAGCUACAAUGCUCAGCGUUGGGCUAACUGUGGGCGCGGCCGUGGGCAUGCUGCUAGUGAGAUUACUAUAAACUACUGUUAGUUGACAACCUUCUAGAAUAGAGCUUAUCCAAUGAUCAUAUAUAUUUUACUGGUGCAAGUGCAAAAACAACUUUUAAAAAAAUUUUAAAUUGGGACUUUUAUCGGUUCAGAUAUUCAUCUCUUUUAUAAACUGGUAUGUCAAUCAAAAUAUUCAAAUCCAUGUAAUUCGUGAAAUAGUGUUAAAUUACGUCGAUAAAAAUAUACUAUACUAAUAAUAAGCAUAUCAUAUGUUGUAUAAUUUUAUUGGUCGUUGUUAAUUUGUAAGAGCGAUGAAUAGUGUUGUAAUUCCACAUAUAACUUAAUAUUUUUAACCAUAUAAGCGUAAUCUUUACCAGCAUACGUAUCUUUAUAUAGUAUUUCAAAUUUGUGUUUUGCUUGCGCCAGUGUUACGUAUAAUAUCAUGUGACUUUAAUGUUAUGAAAUAGCAUCCUUUUACGUACAAAUCGUAUCUAAAUACGCGCGAAAUGAGUGUUAUUAGUUCAGUAAUAUUCGAAAAAGAUGUUGCUUCAUUAUUAUUUUACCUAAAUAAAAUGACGAUUGUAUUUUAUCCUGUAGGAAUGUUAUGGGUGUCUGUAAUCUGUAUAUAUAAACUAUAUGUUAUAGACAAAACGUUUAAAACACAUUUUUAUUACUAAGCUUAACGAAUAAGUUUUAGUUUUAUAAUAAAUGUUAUUAAAUAGUAGGUGAUAAAUAACAGCAUUUUUUAUGCUUUCAAUGUCAGUUUACGCAAAUUUUAUUUUUAUAAUUUAGUCCAGUCAUUUUGUAGUUUUAUGGAAAAGGUUUCGAAGACAAAACGAAAUUAAAAUUUGAUAAAAUAAGCACAUUGAGGUCUUAAUGUUACCUCUCUAACUUGCCGAAUGCGUUGUGCCCUUUUUGAGCACCAAAUGACUGGGACUGUGUGUAGAAUUAUGGACAAAAGAGAUAAAACUUGCAUAUAGGUUGUAUACUCUUUUUUUUCUUUUGUUUCUUAUAAUGAAAACUUUUCUUUUUUUAAUUUACAAAAC